AUGUUUUUUUAUCAUUUUUGUUACGUAUUCAAGUCAUUAUCAGGGAACUACGAAGGGCUUAAAGUACAACCCAAGACUCUCCGUCAGGUCUCAAAUCAUAGUUUGGCCCUUGUUGGAAUCAUCGGAGGAGUCGCUUUUAUAGUUUGGGUUUUUUGGCUAUCAGUCAUCCGCUUAUGCAAACCCAAAACAAACAUCGCAUCCGAUACGACCUCUGAAUCCACCCCUCUCCUAAAUCCAGACCAACCACCGACUGAUCUCCAGAGAGAUCACACCGUCACAUCAGACAACGAUACCUCACUGUGUUCCGCCUGUGCAAAUAUAGAUUUUCACCAGAUCUUUCUCAACGGCAUCCCAGCAAAGGAAGAAAUCCCGCUUGGGUUCCUCUCUUCCAUCUUAGCGAAAUCCUACCAAUGCAAUUUCUGCCGCCUCAUAUCCUUUCAUGUCCGUCGAACAUGGAAGUUGGGCGAGUUUCCUCACGUCGAUCUCUCGGGGAUUGGAUUGGGGAUGUAUUCGAAAAAUUGUGGGUGUCUUCGGAAGCCCUUUUAUCAGCCUAAAUUCCAUUGCUACCGCCUCCAUAUCAUCAAGGCGAAGGGCCCGGGGGGCCUUUGGAAGAGACAGCUAGCUUUAGGGGAAGAAAGUCCACUCAUCAUUCACCUCUUGCAGGAAGAUGCUUUCAAAUUUGGGAGACCGGCCGACCUUCAUGGCCGUAGGGUGAAGAACACCGUGGACAUUGGUCUGGUGCAGAAGUGGAUUAGCCUGUGCCAGGAGAACCAUGGAGAUAAAUGUGGCAACGUUUGGAAAAGGGAUAGGAGGCUGCCGAGGUUUGUGAGAGUGGUGGAUGUAGUAUCGAUGGCCGUGGUUCCUGCGCCUUCUGGUUGUCGUUACCUCACCCUCAGUUAUGUAUGGGGAAGCAUCGGCGCAGAUUACUGGACGACGAAGGAUAACAUAGCGGAGCGCUCUACGCCUGGCGGAUUGAACGUGUCGACCUUUCCCCACACCAUCACUGAUUCGAUUAUAUUCGUUCGACAGCUCGGUGAACGUUACUUGUGGAUCGACGCUCUGUGCAUUAUUCAAGAUGAUUUGCUUGACAAGUCCACUCAGCUACGCGCUAUGGAUUUGGUCUACGGCUUAUCUCAUCUCACGAUAGUCGCUGCUGGCGCUACGACGGCUCAAGACCCUCUCCCAGGAUGCCGUCCACGAACCAGAACGCUGCAACAGCACGUCGAGGUCGUUCAAGGACUUCAUCUCUACGUGGCUGCUCCAAGACUUAGGGAAGCUCUCGCUCAAUCCACGUGGAAUACGCGUUGUUGGACCUAUCAAGAGAGCGCGCUCUCCUGCAGAAGAAUAUAUUUCACCGGGCCGCAGGUCUACUUUGAAUGCAAAUGCGACGUUUUCUGCGAAGACAUCGUCGCCGAAAGCAAGUGUCUCCCACUCUCCCACAGCUUCCUCCGGUCAUUUGGAGAAUAUUUCCCAUAUUCUUACGCAGUUCCGAGUUACACGGGAGCUGUUGAUAGGUAUACACGACGCCAUCUCACUAUGGAAUCAGAUAUCGUUGAUGCUUUCACCGGAGUGACGAAUGCUUUAGCGAUGGCAUUUGAGCUCGGUGACCCCGACAGAGUCUUUCAAUUUGGAAUGAUGUUGCCAAAUGUACAUCUCACCCUUCUCUGGCAACAUGAUCCACAAACAUCUCGCGCUCGUCGUUUGCUCCCUGACGGAGGCACCUCACCUUGGCCUUCCUGGGCAUGGGCUGCGUGGCGUGGUGGUGUUCUCUAUAGGGGGGCGGAUGUGUAUCUGAGGACUCAAAUGGGCAAUAUGAGUAGCGAUCCAUCGGUAGAGGAAACACUUGUUGAUCCUUGGUACGUCGUGGACCACAAUGGCGAUGCAGUGCAGCUUGAUGUCCACCAAGUUUCCUGGGUCGUUUUGAAGGCAAGGGAGGUGAAGCAUGCAUAUUCUGCUCUGCGAGGGAUCUUAGACCCAACGGAGUUGACCUUAGACAUUCAUCGACCACUAAAACCAGGCACUCUCAUUUUCCGCACGACCUGCAGUCACUUUGGAAUUGCACGGCGAGGUGGCGAAGAACCAAACGGAUAUGCUCACGGUCUCUUCAAUAUUCUCUCCACCACUUCUUUGCUUCCUGUCUGGGCUGGCACUGCCGUCCUGCCAUUGGAACCCCCUCUGCCAUCUUCUCUCGACUUUAUCGUCCUUUCCCGUACCAGUUCGCGCAGCGUAUACGACGAAGAGACUCUUAGGGGUUACGAUGGAUGCUUGUUGCAUGUGAUGGCGGUUAGUCAAGACGAGGGCUUGAUGGAACGUGUCGGACUGGGCGUCAUUCAUGAAGCUGCCUGGAUUGCAUCAAGGCCGGAGAAGAGGGUAGUGUUUCUCCGGUAA
Messenger RNA from Suillus subaureus, 2388 nucleotides. Its product is annotated as heterokaryon incompatibility protein-domain-containing protein. Lineage: Eukaryota; Fungi; Basidiomycota; Agaricomycetes; Boletales; Suillaceae. The transcript has 2 exons. The record is from RefSeq and is a predicted model, not a curated record. Bases 1 to 2388 code for a protein of 795 amino acids.